UAUUUGUUCUAAAGUGUUUCGUUCGUAGGCUUUUACGAACGCUUUUUACUGGGAAGAAUCCUUUUGUUUUCUUACAAAUUGUAUUCAAAGUAAAGCUUAAAUCUCAUCAAAGAAACAAAGUGAAUUUGAGUCGUUAAUCUCAACCGAAAAAUGAGUCGCGAUCUAACAAGAAGGAAGCAGUCGAAGGCUUUGUCACCGCCAGGAAGUCGAAGCAGAACUUCACCUCGCGUCGUUGAUACUUCGCCAGUUCGUUUUGAACAGCAUUUUGUUGACUCUACAGUCCCUCACGACAUAGACUCUGCCUUCUACGCCGGCCCAAAGACGGCUCCACAUCCAAGUAAUUUACCAUUACCGCCAGCACACUGGCUAACGUUUUCACAACCAAUACAAGACUUGACGCUCAUGACGAUGCAUAUAAGACAGAUGUUGAAAGUGCAAUCGUAGCUAAAAGCAUAUUUCUCUUUCUAAAUAGCCUAUAUCGUUCUUUUUUGUGGAAAUUUUGUGUAAAUCUGUAACAUAUUUUUAGCUUAGAUUCGUAAUGCGUAGAUUGUAUAAAUGUAAAUUUAGCUUUUGUAUACAUAGUCAGACAAAGACAAACCUACAUAUAUAGGCAUAGCCUGAACGACGAAUUGACAUAAAACAACAACGUAUUCUGAACGAACUUGCACAACUUGCUACUAAAUCAUCCUAAAACCAUUAGGCAACUUAGCGGGCAAAUAGGUAUAACAAACUAGGAUCUUACUCCAAAACAACGAUAUUUUCACGUACAAUCCUCUCCUGAACUGCUGGACCACUCUCAAGAAUUCAGCAAGUGCUAAAAGCAAAGAAUUUUAAAGACACUUCAUCAACAGACAUGCCACACGACAAAACCGGACUGCAACAACGAAAUCUCAAGAAGAUUAAAAGCACCUGAAAGCAGACGAGACCGAAUGAAGUUUUUGGUUCUCGCUUCUUCAAGCCAACGACCACUGGACAAGACAAACAACAACAGGCUCUUUUUAGGGCCGCCAAAUCGCUCAAAAGAAAUAAACGAAAAUUCUCGAUAAACAAGGUGUUCAAUGGGGGGUGGGUGGUUUAGACUCUCAAAAUUCCCCACUUCUCUUUACCCACAAAUACAGAUGUUGAAAAAAUGAUUGUUUAGGGGUCAGGGUUGAUAUUAAUGCAGGCAGUAUGUUUGAGAAAUUUAGUGUGAUAACCAGUUGAUUUGCCAAAUGCCAUACCUACAAAGCCAGAAGGAUGUGAAACUUGAUGUGAGGUGGAUUUGGAACUGCAAAUAUUUCGACCUGAUGCAAGGUUGUGGAUCUGAUAGUGAUUUAGCGUCAAAAUGAAGCAAGUUAACUUGAUCAUGUUGUGUGCAGUGGCAAUUGCUUUAUUAACUGAAGUGAAAUCAGAAUGCGCAAUUGUAACAGACGACGGCGAUUGUUGUGUAAUCCCAUUUACUUACAAAGGUAAAAUCUACGAGUUUUGCACAUUUAAAGACGCGAAGAUACCAUGGUGUUCACUGACUGCUGAUUAUGACAAGGACAAAAUGUACGGCGUCUGCGAAUUCAAAACUUGUCAAAUCAAAACUACAAAUGGCGAAUGUUGUGUGUUCCCAUUCACAUACGGAGGAGUUUCUUACGACGCGUGUACAAUUAGGUGGGACAAGAACGCAUGGUGUGGCACAAAGUCUUCUGUCGAUUAUCUUACAGUUGAGCCAAGAGGAUACUGCCGAUUAUAUGCCGAACCGUGUUUUAAGAACCCAUGCAAAAACAGUGGCGUUUGCCAAAGUGACAAGUCUCAAUUUUACUGCAACUGUACAAAGGGGUAUAAAGGAAAAACGUGUUCAGAGAAAGUGCUUCCAUGUGAAAGUUCGCCAUGUAAAAAUGGAGGACAGUGUGAAAAUGAUGGCGAAGAGUUUAAAUGCAACUGCCUGGAAGGAUACAAAGGAGAUGAUUGUGGCAUUGAAGCAGUGCAUCCAUGUGAAAGUUCGCCAUGUAAAAAUGGGGGACAGUGUGAGAAUGAUGGCGAAGAGUAUAAGUGUAACUGCCUGGAAGGAUACAAUGGAGAUGAUUGCGGCAUCAAAGCAGGUACCUUAGUGUCAUCGAUACUCGACCCUUGCAAUACCUCUCCGUGCCAAAAUGGAGCGAAAUGUUUUAGUGACACUGCGAAAGAAGAGAUCUACUGCAAAUGCCCUAAAGGUUUCAAAGGAGAAACGUGUGCAGAAAAAGUUGAUCCAUGCAAGCUCUCUCCCUGUGAAAAUGGUGGAACGUGUGUAAAUAAGAGUGACAAUUUCCAGUGUAAAUGUGCUAAGAAUUUUCAAGGCGACACUUGUCGAUUCAGAGUUGACCUCUGCAGCAGAACUCGGUGUGAAAACGGAGGGAAAUGCUUAAGCGACAUGCAAAACUUUGUCUUUCAUUGCCAAUGCUCUGAAGGAUUCGAAGGAGAAAAAUGUGGAGUGAGAAUCGAACCAUGCAACUCUUUUCCAUGCGAAAACGGCGGAAAAUGCGUAAAUACGGGUAAUACGUUUCGUUGUGAAUGUGCGGAACCUUAUGAAGGCGAUACAUGUCAAUCCAAAGCUAAUGGCUCGUGUAAAAAUGCAAACUGGUGGAGAAGUUUUGACAGCACUGGAUGGUCGAGAUGUCCUUCCACGUCUCCUUACAUCAAUGGUUUGUACAGAAGCAAAACUUCAUUGCCCUCCAGUGAUAGUAUACAGCUUCUGGAAGAAGCUAAGUGUUGUGAAGGCUACAAGAACCUGAAGAGUGAAUGCUUAGUGGUAGAUUGGACCAUAAGCUUUGAUAAGGAUAAGACAUGGAAUUUGUGUACAGAUGGGUACUACUUGUCAGGCCUGUAUCGUUCAUCUGGAAAUAAUUUGCACAACAUCGAGAAAGCGUGGUGUUGCAAGCCGAGAGGCGCGCCUAAUUCAUGCACGUCUUGCUACAACGAGAACGUUCGCACAAAAUUCGACUACAACAAGAAAGGGAUGGUGUCGUGCUUAAAACCUGGUCAUUAUAUAACCGGUCUAUAUUGAUCCACCUGUGAUCUCAUGUAUUGUAUCGAAGAGUUCAAAUGCUGUCAGUUGUGAUUCAUUUCCAGUUCUGCUGGUUAACGUGCGACCAAGCGUGAGUGUGAUUGCAUUGAGUCUUGCAAAUGACUUUGGCCAGAUGACUGAUGACGUUAUACAUAAGUUCAGAUUUGGUAUUCCAACGUUUUUUAAAGUAUUUGGAAUGUGAUUCGAUGGUCCCAGCAAAAGAAGUUGUUAACAUUAAUAAAUUAUAUUAAAUCUUU
Molecule: messenger RNA, 3267 nt
Organism: Dendronephthya gigantea
Lineage: Eukaryota; Metazoa; Cnidaria; Anthozoa; Malacalcyonacea; Nephtheidae
Product: fibropellin-1-like
Exons: 14
Coding region: 1325-3010 (561 amino acids)
Molecular function (GO): calcium ion binding
Source: RefSeq, a predicted model, not a curated record